This is a messenger RNA of Fonticula alba, 1107 nucleotides long. RefSeq lists its product as hypothetical. Lineage: Eukaryota; Rotosphaerida; Fonticulaceae. The record is from RefSeq and is a predicted model, not a curated record. Gene Ontology annotation, molecular function: phosphatidylinositol-4-phosphate binding. Bases 37 to 972 code for a protein of 311 amino acids. Gene Ontology annotation, biological process: Golgi to plasma membrane protein transport; retrograde vesicle-mediated transport, Golgi to endoplasmic reticulum; Golgi organization. The transcript has 5 exons. Gene Ontology annotation, cellular component: cytosol; trans-Golgi network; Golgi cisterna.
CCCCCCUUCUCUUCCCGCUCUGCGAUCGAUUGCACGAUGACCACCGGCUUGGUCCAGCGCCGCCGGGGGAAUGCCGGGGCCUCGGCCUCUGGCAGCUCCGUCCACGGGGGAGACUCCACCAUCUCGCAGGGGUCUGGCGCCCCCGGAGGGCCGAUGCACUUUGAGUCCAGCUCGGCCACCUCGCCCGACGAGGAUGUCGAUCUCUUUGACGACGGCAACGAUCUGGAUGCCAAUAAGCGGAUUAAGCUCACCCUCCUGGAGGAGGUGGUCCUCCUGGGGCUGAAGGACGAGGAGGGCUAUCUCUCCUGGUGGAAUGACAACAUUUCAUACGUCCUUCGUGGGUGUAUCCUGCUUGAGCUGAGCUUCCGCGGGCGGAUUGAUACCACCAAGGAUUCCCGCCGGCGCGCUUUCCCCGAGCGCUGCAUAGAGGUCAUCGACCGGACUCCCACUGGCGAUGUCCUCCUCGAUGAGGCCACUCGACACAUCCUCUCGGAGACCGCCAGCAUUGCUGACUGGAUGGAUUACCUGUCCGGCGAGACGUGGCACCUGCUGCGCAUGGGCUACCAGCUGAAGCAGGUCCGCGAGCGUGUGCAAAAGUCCCUCGUGGAUAAGGGCGUCCUCCGGACGUCGCGCACUGGCUUCCUUCUGUUCGACACUGCCACGCACCCUUUGUCCGAUCGCGCGGCCAAGCAGCUGGUCAUCACGCGGCUGGUUGAUUGUUUGAUGCGUCGCACGAUCCGGCCCGAUCGGAGGACUAUUGCCCUGGUUUGCGCUGCCUACGCGGCAAAUGUCCUUGAAAACGCUCUGGCGCAUCUGCCCUCUUCCCACAAGGACGCCUGCUUUCUCCGGGCCGAUGAGAUCCUCGACGAGUAUGGCCGCAUUGGCGACCGGCCGCUAGCUGGCUCUGCUCCCGGGUCAGAGAUCAUGGCCGGGGUACUGUCGGUCUUUGGGCGUAUGGAUAGCCUCCUUUGAUGUGGGGGCCGGUCCCCCAUACCCUUUCGCCCCCCCUCCCCCCUUUGUCCCUUCCUUCCUCUGCGCCGUCCCUUAUUCCCUCUGCUUCAAUGAAGGCGUCCGAGGACGCAUCUCCGUGUUUUGUGCCCCCCCCCC